Messenger RNA from Lingula anatina, 808 nucleotides. RefSeq lists its product as uncharacterized. The record is from RefSeq and is a predicted model, not a curated record. Lineage: Eukaryota; Metazoa; Brachiopoda; Lingulata; Lingulida; Lingulidae.
UUUUAUUUCCUGGCACCAAGCCGUCAAUUUAACCAUUUUCUACAACGCAAGUAAGCUCGACGUAAGUACUUGCUCUGAAACUAAGGACGCACUCACGUGACUAGCUAGAAUUUGUCACGGGGCCUCCUUUUGAAUUUUAAGAGAGUUGUCAAUCAAAAUCUUCUCCAGGCAUUUACAGUGGUAUAUCUGACUCGUUCCCUAUCCCAUUUACACAAUGUUAAACAUAGAAAGGAACAAGGCUGCGCAGCUAGCAGGUAUAACAUAGAGAAGUACAAACCUACGCAGCUCACAGAAACAAAUAAAUGUGCGGGAACAAAGUUAACGCAGUGUCCAAGCCUACACAAUCAAUGGGCACCAGACAGCGUAGUACGGGGAACGAAUAUCGGUCAGCCAUUUAUGCACGAUCAGCUGAUGCAAGAUUCAGGUUGCGCGCAUAAGUCGGGCUCAAGUCUAACAGAGGUUGAUGGUCAGAAAAUGAAUCUCUUUAAGCAUGAGUUCCUCAAGUGGAAAAUCAAAGACGAAAGCAAGGGAAAACCAAGCAAACUUGCUAAACAAGACACAUGUAAACUUCAAGACAGGAUAAGAAAUGAGGGUAAAGCAGGUGCACAUGGCGACGAUACAGUUGCCAAAGAUGGACCCAUGGAGAAUAUAGACAGUGACGAGUAUGGAGAUGAGACAGUUGAAAGGCUUUUAGAACAUUUUAGAAGGACACUGGAUAAAGCUGGCUUUAAAACAAACAUGUGCCAGGCUGAAUGGCCUCAGUUAAAAAAAAUCCAUGCUGGAACUUCAUGAAAAGGGCCAGGACAUA